AAAAAGAAAGAAAUAUAUAUACAGAACAAAAGGACACAGCUUUAUGUCCUAGCUAAUAAGUAGCUUUUUAUCUCUGACCAUCAAAUCUCUUCUCUUUCUCAUUUCUAUCUUAUAUAGCUCAUCAUCAUCAUCCUCAACUUGUUUGUAUCUUGUUGAUAGCCUGCAACCCUAAAUCUCCCUCUGAAAUUUUACCCUCCAUGUGUUAAAACUGAAGCUGCUCAGAUUUUCACAUAAAGUUUCAAACUGCAAGUCUCUCUUCAUCACACACAAACACAUGCAUAAAUAUUGGUGAUAAGUAUUGCUGAUAAAGUACUUUUUGUGGUCCUGUAUAAAAGUGAAAAAAAAGUUGUGGUUUUUUUUAGGUGGUUGAUGAGAAAAUUAUAAUGCAAGAACAAGUUGAGGGUAUGUUGGGGAGUGGUGGUGGUGGGAUGAGUCAUGAUUUUUCCGGCGAGCAACACCACCGUGCUAAGGUGGAGAUUGCUACACAUCCUUUGUAUGAGCAGCUGCUGUCUGCUCAUGUGGCUUGUCUCCGGGUGGCUACUCCGAUUGAUCAGCUUCCGCUUAUUGAUGCUCAGCUCUCUCAGUCUCACCAUGUUCUUCGAUCUUAUGCGGCACAGCAGAAUCAGAUUCAUCAUCAGCAUCCUGGGGAACGCCAAGAGCUUGACAACUUCUUGGGACAAUAUUUAUUACUGUUAUGCUCAUUUAAAGAACAACUUCAGCAACAUGUCAGAGUUCAUGCGGUUGAAGCUGUCAUGGCUUGCCGGGAAAUUGAACAGAAUUUGCACUCUCUCACUGGAGCGACAUUAGGUGAAGGCACGGGAGCAACUAUGUCGGAGGAUGAGGAUGAAUUGCAGAUGGAUUUCUCUUUAGAUCAAUCAGGCAGCAAUGCGCAUGACAUGAUGGGUUUUGGUCCACUUCUUCCAACAGAAUCCGAGAGGUCUCUUAUGGAAAGAGUUCGACAAGAACUGAAGAUCGAGCUGAAACAGGGAUUUCGGUCCAAAAUCGAAGAUGUUCGAGAGGAAAUUCUGAGGAAAAGAAGGGCAGGCAAGUUACCAGGUGACACAACUUCAGUGCUUAAGGAAUGGUGGCAGCAACAUUCCAAGUGGCCUUACCCAACUGAAGAUGACAAGGCUAAGCUUGUGGAGGAGACAGGGCUGCAACUGAAGCAGAUUAACAACUGGUUCAUUAACCAACGGAAGCGAAACUGGCACAGCAACUCAAAUUCAAUGACAUCUCUCAAAUCCAAGCGUAAACGAUAGAACCAUGGAUUUGAUUUCAAGAAGCAAUGACAGAUCAAGAAAUGUAACUAAUGCAUGUUGAUUUAGCUAUUUUAUAAGACCAGGAUACAGCUCUACUGCUACACAAGUACCUAACAUUUGUAGAAAUUAUAUGUUUGGAGUUCCAGGAAAUGUAUGGUACCAUCAAAUGUAUGACUUUAGAUAAAGAUGUUAUCAGUACAGCUGAAGUUAUUAUCCAUAUCUCAAAUCAUGUACUAGUUUGGUUUAACAUCAGUUCACUUAUCGCGGAACUUGAACUUCCUAGGAACUUGUAAUAUUGCACUUCUUAAGAAUGAAAAAUUGUACUAAUAGAAGAAAUUUACUUUGUAAA
Molecule: messenger RNA, 1608 nt
Organism: Daucus carota subsp. sativus
Lineage: Eukaryota; Viridiplantae; Streptophyta; Magnoliopsida; Apiales; Apiaceae
Product: homeobox protein HD1
Exons: 5
Coding region: 384-1259 (291 amino acids)
Biological process (GO): regulation of transcription by RNA polymerase II
Cellular component (GO): nucleus
Molecular function (GO): DNA-binding transcription factor activity, RNA polymerase II-specific; RNA polymerase II cis-regulatory region sequence-specific DNA binding
Source: RefSeq, a predicted model, not a curated record